UUACCUUUUUCAUAGAUGAAUUAUCAUGACCACCCACAGGAAAGAAAUCUAACUCUACAGAAGGAAUUUGUGCUGUUGGAUUUUGCUGAUGUACCCCAUCUCCAAUGGUUUCUUUUUGGAUUAUUUUUAAUCAUCUAUAUUAUCAUCUUGUUAAGUAAUGGCACCAUAUUUCUCUUAACAAAAAUAGAUCCUGCUCUCCAGAGUCCGAUGUACUUUUUCCUGGCAAAUUUUUCUUUCUUGGAAAUUUGGUAUGUUUCCGUCACUCUCCCCAGAAUGCUGAUGAAUCUUGCCACCCAGAGAAGAAGAAUCUCCCUGGUUGCCUGUGCGACACAGAUGUGUUUUUUCUUUAUACUUGGAACCACCGAGUGUUUGCUCUUGGCAGUGAUGGCCUAUGACCGCUAUGUGGCCAUCUGUAACCCUCUGCACUAUCCUAUGGUCAUGAACCACAGGGUUUGUAUUCAGCUGGUGGCUGGCGCCUGGCUUUCUGGAAUGCCAUUUCAGAUUGGGCAAACUUAUCAGAUUUUCUCUCUACCGUUUUGUGGUUCUAAUCUAGUCAAUCACUUCUUCUGUGACAUUCCCCCUAUUCUCAAGCUGGGUUGUGGUGAUACUUUUAUAAAUGAGAUCUUGGAAUUUACGAUCACUGUGUUAUUUGUCCUACUUCCAUUUCUGCUGAUACUUGGCUCCUAUAGUAAAAUCAUCUCCACCAUCCUGAAGCUGCCAUCAGCCACAAGCCGUUCCAAAGCUUUCUCUACGUGCUCAUCUCACCUGAUGGUUGUGGUGCUAUUCUAUGGAUCAGCCACAACUGCAUACUUAAGACCCAAGACAGGUCAACCAGAAGGAACUGACAAAGUGCUUUCUCUCUUCUACACUAUCUUGACUCCUAUGUUUAAUCCCGUGAUAUAUAGUCUAAGAAACAAGGAUGUCAUUGUGGCAUUGAGAAAAUUGCUAUGUAAAUAA
Molecule: messenger RNA, 957 nt
Organism: Elephantulus edwardii (Cape elephant shrew)
Lineage: Eukaryota; Metazoa; Chordata; Mammalia; Macroscelidea; Macroscelididae
Product: olfactory receptor 10AG1-like
Exons: 1
Coding region: 16-957 (313 amino acids)
Biological process (GO): G protein-coupled receptor signaling pathway
Cellular component (GO): membrane
Molecular function (GO): G protein-coupled receptor activity; olfactory receptor activity
Source: RefSeq, a predicted model, not a curated record